This is a messenger RNA of Adineta ricciae, 1473 nucleotides long. The record is from the annotation of a GenBank genome assembly. NCBI's taxonomy places the organism in Eukaryota, Metazoa, Rotifera, Eurotatoria, Adinetida, Adinetidae.
AUGCCGAACAAUUGUUCAACCAUCAUCAAGCGUAAGAAAGAUAUGCUCAAUCAGAUCUUACGAAGCAACAGCGAUGGUAAACUUCAAGAUGAUAUAAUUGAAACAACAGCUGAAUUACGUAUCUCCGGUGCGCGUAAAACUUCGGCGCACGGAUCUCCAACAACACCUUAUCGAUCGAAUUUCUUUCCAAACAAUCGUGUACAGCCAGCGUCGACUGAUCCAUAUGAUACACAUCUACCAACAAUACGAUACACGAAAGGAAAUGUCGAUCGGCAUCAUCCAUCACACGAUGAAUACCAUUCUCGUGGACGUCCUAAAACUCCUCUAGUUACUGCUAGUCCGAAAAGUAGUGGCUGUACGCCAUCUGCAUCGAUUUCUUCGAUAUUCAAUGCAUUUGGUAAACGUUCGACGGAAAAUUUAAUGAGUCCACAUGGAGAGUUCGAGGAGAUUAUUUCGGCAAGUCCAACACCAUUGAGUCGUCGAUCACAACGCGCAAGUAAAAGAAAUGGAAUUAAUCAGAAUAUAAUCUUGUCGCAAAGACAGCUAACGGAUAGUGGAGUCGAUUUUCGUUUCUCCAGUAGUUCAGGUGAUACAAAUCAACAUUCGAAUUCGCGACCUUUGAGAACAUCAUCCAAGCCUCGAGUCACUCCAGCACACAUAAAAAUGGAUUCUUCUCGUGGACCAGAAUUACUCACUAGAGAACGGACGAAUCAUGGCCAACUGUAUCAACGUCGUACUAAUAAUACUAUCAAAACUCCAACGAAACAAAAGAUUGACAAAUAUCGUCGUCGUUCUGAAGAAGUUAUUCAAGCCGCAUAUGGACAUCCGUCGACUAAUUCAUCGCCCAACAAUGCUCUAUGCACUCGUCCGAAACCACCACCACCAACACCAACACCGACAAAAUCUCAUCGUGUGGCAUCAAAUGCUGAUAUCGAAGCUCAUCUGAAGACACUCCGCUUGUCAAUAAAUCCAAAUCUACCUCAAACAGUCGAACCAUCUCAUAAUUUAUCACACCCGUAUCCAAGUCAUCGCAUUAAAUCUCCAUAUCUAUAUCCUCCACAGCAACAACUCGUCUCAGCUAUUCUACCAACAUCCAAUCCUCCGACACCGCUAGUUCGUAUUCGUCGAAGUCAAGCAGCAAACCUACCCACAGCUGCAGCUAGCUCAUCUCAACAUCACCAUCAAACAUUUAUAGCAUCACGUCAUAUGUCCACGGUAGAGAAUCAUUCAUUAGAAUCUGAUCCUGAGCAACAAAAACUUAUGCGUAUACUUAAUUGGAUUGAGAAAGUUGAAGAGCAUCGUCGUCAACAAUCUGAUCAUGACAAAUUGAUUAUCGAACAAAACAGACGUAUGGAAACUCAAGAAGACGAUCUAUCUCUAUACUCUGAACUUCAAUUUGCCGUCGACGAUCUACCAGCAAAUACAAGCGGACAACCAUGUGAGAGAAUAGUGACCAUAGAUUUUGAUAAAUAA